AUGGGCAUCAAGUCUUGGAUCCACGAUACCAACCUGCGGGUGGCUCGGAGCCCCGUGGGGACCUGGUUUCGCCUGGAGGGGUGCGGUCAUCCCAAGGAGAGGAAAGGUAGUUAUUUCUUCACGGAGAUCCGCGCGGGACUCGCCACGUUCUUUGCCAUGGCAUACAUCAUCUCCGUGAACAGCAAUAUCACCUCAUUGACCGGAGGUACCUGCGUUUGUCCGGAGGAGGACAUGGGCGAUUUCUGCGCCACGAAUGCCGAGUAUGCGCUGUGCACGCAGGAAAUCAACCGGGAUAUUGUGACCGCCACCGCCGCCAUCGCCGCCCUGUCCACGUUCUGCAUGGGUCUCUUUGCCAACUUGCCUAUUGCGCUCGCCCCUGGAAUGGGUCUGAAUGCAUACUUCGCGUACACUGUCGUGGGCGUCCGUGGCUCCGGUCUGGUCUCGUACUCGACUGCUCUCACGGCUGUGUUCGUCGAAGGCUGGGUCUUCCUCGGUCUGACGCUCAUUGGUAUGCGACAGUGGCUGGCACGUGCGCUGCCUUCCUCCAUCAAGCUGGCGACUGGCUGCGGUAUCGGUCUUUACCUUGCUUUGAUCGGUCUCACCUACAGUGCGGGCAUUGGUUUGGUGCAGGGUGGCACGGAUACUCCCAUUGAGUUGGCGGGAUGUCUGGAGGGCUUGAUGGAUCCUGAAACGGGUCUCUGUCCGAGCAGCGAGAAGAUGCGCAGUGCGACCAUGUGGAUUGGAAUCUUCUGUGGUGGUAUCUUGACGGCCUUGCUGAUGAUGUAUCGCAUCAAGGGAGCUGUGAUCAUCGGUAUCUUGUUGGUGUCGAUCAUUUCUUGGCCGCGCACUACCCCCGUCACAUACUUCCCCUACACGGAUCUGGGAUCGAGCAAAUUCGACUUCUUCAAACAAGUCGUUACUUUCCACCCGAUCAAACAUACCCUCCUGGCCCAGGAUUGGAACAUCGCGGGCAAGGGUGGAGAGUUUGGAUUGGCCUUUAUCACUUUCUUGUAUGUCGACAUCCUCGACACAACCGGAACCAUGUACUCGAUGGCCCGCUUCGCCGGCGCCAUCGACGAAGAAACCCAAGAUUUCGAAGGCAGCGCCAUGGCCUACAUGGUCGACGCGAUCUCCAUCUCCAUCGGCUCCCUCUUUGGCAGUCCCCCCGUAACAGCCUUCGUCGAGUCCGGCGCCGGAAUCUCCGAAGGCGGCAAAACCGGCCUAACCUCCUGCACAACCGGCAUCGCAUUCUUCAUCGCUGUCUUCUUCGCCCCCAUCUUCGCCUCUAUCCCACCCUGGGCAACAGGCUGCACGCUCGUCAUCGUCGGCGCCCUCAUGGCCAAGGCCGCAGCCGAAAUCAACUGGCGCUACUACGGCGACGCCAUCCCCGCUUUCCUGACUAUCGCCAUCAUGCCCUUCACAUACAGUAUUGCCUACGGCCUGAUUGCCGGAAUCCUCAGCUACAUCACCUUGAAUGGAUUUGCGUGGAUUCUGGAAAAAGUCAGUGGCGGGCGCAUUGUUCCUCCCAACAAGGAUGAGUCGGAUCCUUGGUCUUGGAAGCUUAAGGGUGGGUUUUUGCCUCCUUGGGUUAACCGGGCUGCGCAUGGGAAGAGGGAUUUCUGGAAGCCGGAUGAGGAAUAUGCUGAUGAUCGCUCUGCGGAGGUUUCUGAUCAGUCGGAGCGGGUGGUUCAUGAGAAGGGCCAGGAGCCUACCACUACCCGCUCGGUGAAAUCCGAAUAG
Messenger RNA from Penicillium olsonii, 1740 nucleotides. Lineage: Eukaryota; Fungi; Ascomycota; Eurotiomycetes; Eurotiales; Aspergillaceae. The record is from the annotation of a GenBank genome assembly.